AAAUUGUCAAAUGCCAACUAUCCAAGCAAUAACUGGAUUUUUUUAGUAAAAUAAGCUGUAAAAAGAAAAAUACCUUUUCUUAAUGUUUUAUUGAAAGCAAAAUAAGGUUUUCAUAAUAAAUAAGUACUUUAUAUUACUUACCGAUCUAAAACUAUGGAUGUCUUUGAACUACAUUCAAAAGUUUGUGAGUCAUCAGCAUCAAAGAAUAAUGAUGACUAAAAUAUAUUACUUUCUAGUGUCUUUGACUACCUAACUGGAUAUUUAUAAAACAUGUCUGAAAGAAGAGGUACAAAGGCUUUGGAGCUUUGGUGUAAACGCCUGGUAAAAGAUUGCCCUGAUGUGCAAAUAGAUAACAUGACUACAUCUUGGCGAAAUGGCAUUGCGUUCUGUGCAUUGGUACAUCAUUUCAGACCAGACUUGAUUGACAUGUCAAAAUUAAAACCAGAAAACAUUUAUGAAAACAAUCAACUGGCUUUUUGUAUAGCAGAGAAGCAUUUGGGCAUUCCAGCUCUUCUUGAUCCUGAAGAUAUGGUUGAAAGUGAAGUUCCUGACAGAUUAUCAAUAUUAACUUAUCUCUCACAAUUUUAUCAACGUCUAGGCCACACUGUAAACACAAAAUCUUCAGAAGGUGAACCUAAAGUGUCUUCUACACAGUCAACUCCAUCAGAGACUCCUAUCAAGUUUGGCAAGUCUGGACUUGACAAAUGUGCUGCAUGUGGACUGCCUGUUUACUUGGCACAACGCCUCCUUGUAUCUCACAAACUUUAUCAUAGAAGAUGUUUCCGUUGCUCUAAGUGCUCUGGACACAUGAAUCCAAAGAACUUUGAUACAGUUGAUGGAUCUGAAUUUACUUGUGAUAGUUGCAAAAAUGAAAAAACUUUGUUAAAAUUUAUGAAUAACAAUGAUCAUAAUCAAAUGGGAAUGCUAGCAUUUAGUGAAGAUUCCCUAACAAAAUACACAGAAACUCAAAAAACAAAAUACCCUGAAACUCAAAAUGAACAGUCAAUUAGUUCUAAGCAGAGAGUGAGGCCAUUGUCCAUUCUAGAAAAAAUAAAUAUGUUUGAGAAAAAUUCAGACAAAGAUCAAGAAGUAGUGACUGAUAAAAUUAGUAAUUUAUCUUUAAAAGAUAACUUAGAUAGUAAUAAUAUUAAUAUAAGUGCACCAAGUAUAGCUAGCCCUACAGAAACUACAGAUGUUGAACCGAAUAUUAAUACUUACACAGAAAAUGAAGCUUAUGAAGGUGUACAUACUGUUGAUAAUGAAGAAAAAAAUAUCAAUAUGAAAUAUGAAAAUGUAUUGAUGCUCAAACAUGAGGAAUCGCCUCCAAAAAUAUAUAAAAGUAACAUUAAUAAAUUUAUGUUUUUGCAAACCCAAUUAUCUAGUGACACUUUGUGUGAUAGUACACUCAUAGAUGGUGAAAUAUUACCUGAACCUGCAAUGACGCGCAAUAACGAGCAUGUUCCUAAAUUUAAUUCAAAUAUAGAAAAUGAAACAAUUAAUGUUAGUCCAACAAUUAAUAACCCUAAAGAAAAUAAUGUAUCCUAUGAACAAAAUAAAAAUGAGGACCAAUCUAUAAAGGAAGAAAUUAGUUUAAAGAAAGGAAAUGACAUAGAAGCACAAAGUAUUUUAAAAGAAAAUAGUAAUGCAACUGAUGAGUCUAGAUUAGCUAAAGAACUAAAUAUAUUAUCAAAUGAAAGUAAAGAUGCACUAGAGGUAAAUGAAGCUAAUAAAAAUGAAAUUGAACAAGAAGUCAAUAUAAGUGUACCUCCCAGAAGAAAAAAACAGCAACUUAAUAAAUUGAUAUCUCCAGAAGUAAGAGAUGAAAAUAAGAAAAAAGAUUAUCCAGGUCAUUUAAACCCAUUUUCAGAUGAUGAAGAGGAAUCUAAUUCCCAAGUCAAUUCAAAGAAAGUUAGUACUAAUCCUUUUGGCAGUAGUGAUGAGGAAGAUGAUGUUGUUCCUCCAAUACAGACUCUCCCAAAGUUAUCAAUCAAUCAACAAGGAGUACCUGUAAAAAGGCUCAUUACAGCUCAAAAUCCUUUCUGGUCAGAUGGUGAAGAACCAUCCUCAGAAGAUGACGACACACAUGAAAGCUCACGGAUGUAUAAAUCCUCAAUGGCGACGAGCACACCGAACCUUCCGUCGAGCACGCCGCGCCGUAGGAAAGCACCGGCGCCUCCACCACCCGCCAUCACGGUCUCCGAGACCCCAGCCAUGGGCCACCCUUCCACGUCUAUGGAUGAUGUAGCUAGCAUCUCGUCUCUCAGCUCUUACAACUCCACUAUUCAUUCGGAUCAAAAAUCUUGUGGCAUAUCUACACCACGGCUCAAGAAGAAACGUCCAGCGCCGACGCCCCCCGACAGCUUGUCCACGAUGUCAGGCUGCGGCUCCAUGGACAAAGGCAUCGAUUCAUCGGGCUUACGAUCCAACACAUCGGACUCAAGUAGAAAGACUAAAGGCCCCGCCCCCGGGUUGCCUCUGCCCGAGAGGCGCGAGGUGAAGCUCCAGAUGUCCCCCGAAGAGCUGCAGGUGCAGCUAGACCUGCUGGAGACGCAGCAGCUCGGCCUGGAGCGGCAGGGCGUGCUCAUCGAGCAGAUGAUACGCGACAAGUGUGAGGGCGACGUGCCAUCUAUAGUGCCACAAGAGGAAGUCGAAGAUUUAGUGAUACAACUGUGCGAGCUAGUCAACGAGAAAAAUGACCUGUUCAGGAAACAAACUGAAUUAAUGUAUAUACGUCGGCAGCAGCGAUUGGAACAAGAGCAAGCCGACAUCGAACAUGAAAUCAGGGUACUACAGUCGAGACCCGCGGUCAACCGUAUUGACGCUGAUAAGGCUCGCGAAGAGCAUCUCGUGUCCCGAUUGGUGGAGAUAGUGCGCAUGCGCGACGAACUAGUGCAACAAAUCGACGCCGAGCGACGACGCGAGCGACAAGAGGACCUCGCCAUAGCCGCCUCCAUCGCCACCAAAAGAGCACAAAGAAACAGUGAAUCGAACAGUUCUUCAAUGAAAUCUGUGGAAGUAGUAACAACACCUAAAAAAAGUAAGGUGAAAGAUAAGGUAAAGAAGCAAUUCAAAAAAGCCAAACACACAUUAAUGUCUAAGAAGAAGGAAGAUGGCGUUGACCGGAAAGAGGAAAAAUCAGAAAAAGGGAGUAGUAAAUCAAAAUGAGUUCAAUGUUCAAUUGUUGUUGUAAAAUGCCAAAAAUGAAUGAAAUGGACAUGUUAUAACUUGUAUUAUUGAUUUACGGCCGCACCCACAGACGUCAGUUAAUUUUUAGGUUUGCUCAAACGUUUGUCGUCUUUUUUUGCGAUAUCAAUAGAAAAAAACACUUUGACAAGCAUUAACUUUAACUAACGUCUUUGAGGGCGGCACUUAGGAAUUGAUUUAAAAAAUUCGCAACUAAGUUGGCUUGAAAGUACUUAAGAAGACUGGAACAUUCCACUACAAUUUUUUUAAUAUUAAAGAAUACGUGUUGCGACUCUAAAGAGGGAUAUUUUUGUAAUAUAGCAUAGAAGUUAAAUUUAUUACGAUAUAUGAAUUGUUACUAAUAUUUAAAUGUUUUUUACUAAUUUUAAUAUUUACAUCGCUUUCGCCACGAAGACCUUUUUCUGUCUUAUUAUGGCUAUCGGGAGAUUUCUCUUUUUUCACAAUAAAAAUUAUUUAUUUAUAAUAAUUUUCAAUAAAAUAAAUUGACAUGUAUAAGAAACCGGGCCUACAAUACAAAAACAAUGUGAGAUAAAACUAUGAAAAUUAAUUUGUCAACAUAUUUAAGUCUAUUAUGUAGUUAUAUAUUGAUAACGCUGAAAGUAUAUUUUUAGAAAAUACACCAAUAAACUAAAUAAACACGAAAUUGGAAAAUACGCCUAGCUUAGAUAUUUGCAAUAGAUAAAUACACGUACAGGCAGUCCUCGCACUUACGGCAUGUUAGGUCGCGACGUAAAUCGUAACUACGUAAGUCGAGACACUCCCACGGACAUAGACCUCGCGGCAAGUGAAUUCUCCUAUGCCGGAAAUCGAAACAAUUGUAUGCCUGAGUGUGAGUGUCAAAACAUUGUUUGACGUAACUUGAAACGACGUAAGUCGAGGACUGCCUGUAUUGUAAUGGAAUGAAACAGCUAACAGAUCUAACAGAGUAAUCUCUCGAUUGUCGAUCCCAGAAUUUUACUAUACCUAUGCUUUUUCACUAUUAACGUCACUACUCGCAAUUCUUUAUAAUAUUGACCAUUUAAAGGACUGAAUACAUUUUUAAUUAGAUAAAAAAUGUAAAUAAAAUAAUAUCAAAUUGUCGGAAAUAUAAAAAAAACUUAUGCAUGAAAUUUUCUAAUUAUUAUACUACUUCAGUAAGUUCCAAAACUAGGAAAAUGUUUUAAAUCUAUCUUAAAUUAAUCACUAACCCAAAAGUAAUCAUGAAAAAAUAUUUAUCGACAAUUGUGACUAGGUCCCUCGACUUGAGAUUUUGUGAUAAACUAAUGCUCACAUGUAGCAAUUUUCCCAACGUUGAUUAAACUUAAACUGGAUUUAGCACAUACAAGAAUGUUAAAUUUGUUUAAUCUGUAUUUUGACAUUUUGGUAUGAGCUGAAUCUAGUUUUAGUUAAAUUGCGAUUUAGCUUAUUUACUGCAAGUAGAAAAAAAAACGAAUAAUUUGUCACUUAUUAAAAAAGUGACGCCUAAGGUAUUAUUAGUAUAAAACCAUCUUCGUCUCAUUCUUUAGCCUAAAAUUAACUAUAAUGAAAUUAUCUUUUACCAUGUGCCAGAUUAAGAAAUUAGGAGAGAUUAAAAAUGCUAUAAUUGUCAUUGAUUUGUGCCACACGAUAAAAAAGAAUCUCUUUUUUACUACAGUCAUAAUAACAUAUGUAUUUCAAAGUAUGCACAAUAUUGCACAGUGGCCCAAAAAGAGGAUUUCUCAAUAUUCGUGAAAUAUGACCGCACCAACAUUACGUUUACAAAAUAUAAUAAGUGCAUAUAGGUUAACCAUUGUUUUGGGCCACAAUAAUAUAAUAUUUACAAUGUUUAUUUUCAAAUAUUGUUAACGUUAGUUAUUUCAAAAUAUACUUUUAUCAGUAGUUUUAAUUUGAAAUUAUUUAAUUUUUCCCUAUAUUUAGGAGUUUAUGGCGCAAAUUUGAAUUGUGAAUCAUAUUUAUGUUGAUUUAAUUCUGACCCUCUUGAUGAAAAUAUAGACUUUGUUCUAGUAUUGAUUUUGUAAAUGCUCUAACAACUAUUUAUUCUUUGGUUUGUCUGUAAUUUAUGUACUAUGUAGUUGUGAAGAACGUUAGGUGCCGCAUUAUGUGCAGGUAAUCAGGCAUUUAGGCAUACCUUACAUCUUAAGCAUAACUGUUUUGUGUCAAUAUGAAUCCGUGUGACGUCACCUGCCUGUAAGACGCCUGUAUUUGCUAGGAAAACUUUUCCGCGACAUGUUUGAAAACAGAAUUUUUAUAUUCGUUUUUUUACUGGAUAUACACAACAGUAUUAUAAAUUUCCACUUUUUAUAGUGACUAAUAACCUUGGAGCAACGUGCCCGACGCGGCCAGGAGGGGAAUAGCUAUAAUGACACAAUAUACUUUCGCCAAAACGAAAUUAUAGUUACGACACACACAAUAUAAAAAAUUACAGCCCUAGAUCGCGCAUAGACGAAACUUAAGAUUUUUUCUUGACAGAUCUGAAAUUUGUACAGGCGAGUCGAUUGUUUUGUCAACCAAGUCCGACGACGAUUGAAUUUUAACAAAAUUAUAUAAUUUUUUUGGUUUAAAAGUGGUUAAAUAGAAAUAAUAUGUUAAUGUAGAUAUGUGAAAUUUAACACAUUCCUUUUGUAAGUUCAAUAUUCCAGAUAUGUUUUACAGCUAAUUACAAAACAUUUUGGCAUUUUUGAUCUCUAACAUACACUCGUGCGACGUAACUCAGUCUAGUGAAAUAUCCGACGCGCAACUAGUUUCGUUUUUGAGCUGGCCCAACAGCAGAGGAAAAUUGACAGAGGGGAACGCUGUGAAUGCCUACUCCCCUCCUAGCCGCGUCGGCAGUGUUGCUCUAUGCUAUUAACUAAUUAAUAACGUGUGAAUGUUUUCAAAACUUGUCAAAAUAGCCUAAGUUUUAACAAUUAAAGUAAUACCUCCUUAUACAUUUUGAACAAUAAUAUUUAACUUCUGAAUUAUAUAAUUUACCAAAACUCAGGUUUUUAUUGUUAUUAUAUAUGCACAGGGCAACGAAUAAGUAAAAUACAUCAAAAUAUUAAUUAUAAUUAUAUAGUUUUCGAAACACAGAAAUUCAGAACAAAUGUUAGGAUUGUGGUUGACGAUUUAGUGUUUGAACAAGUGAAUGAU
Molecule: messenger RNA, 6312 nt
Organism: Chilo suppressalis (striped riceborer)
Lineage: Eukaryota; Metazoa; Arthropoda; Insecta; Lepidoptera; Crambidae
Source: the annotation of a GenBank genome assembly